CCAGGGCUGGGGGGGCAGAGAGGGGAUGGGGCAGGUGGGGGUGCAGGGGAGACCCCCCCCAGGGGAGCCCCGGCAGCGCUGGCCGCGGGCCGGCCCAACACAAAGCACCAUUGAGGCUGCAGCUGGGCAGCCGCCACGGCACCAGCUGCCGCUUCCCAGCACACACCGGCCCCGGCACCGCUCCCGCCGGAAGGAAAUAACCCAAGGGGGGAGCAGGCAGAAAGUGUCCCCCCCACAGCACACUUUGAGAGUCUCUCAAAUUAUGAACGUUUGUUCUGCCUCUGCUUGAUCACUGUGUUUUGCUCGCAGGCGCCAAUGACAGAUGAAACAAUAUCCAACGUGCCAAUCCUUAUUUUGGGUAACAAAAUCGACAGGCCCGAGGCCAUCAGCGAGGAGAAGCUGCGGGAGAUCUUUGGGCUUUACGGACAGACCACAGGAAAGGGAAACGUGCCACUGAAAGACCUGAACGCGCGUCCCAUGGAGGUGUUCAUGUGCAGCGUGCUCAAGAGGCAAGGCUACGGCGAAGGCUUCCGCUGGCUAUCGCAGUACAUUGACUGAUAACUCGGGACAGACACGCGAGUGUGGCUCCUCUGGACUGAUCCUCUUCACACGGACUUUUCUAUUCGAACGCGGAAGGUUUUCCAACCGCGUCACCGGCUUUGACCAAGAGACUCCUGGUUUUCGGCUGCCCUGUGGCACAGUGGUGACACACGACUCUUUUCCACGCGAUGGGGAGACAGCACCGUCCUGCACAGGGGUGCACGUUGUCCCUUUCAGUUCGGUUACAGCGGGGCUGGUGUGAUCCGGGAAGGAAAACUCUGCACGCUGCACUGUAACGGCUGAAAAAGAGAGCACGUCUCACCACUGUGGUUAAUUGACUUAAGAAAAAACAAUUAUAUUUUUUAAAGAAAGUGUUAAUGUAAACAGCGUCCCUUCUAACUUUUUAGUUUAACGUUCAUCUUGUUUAGUCCGGAGUCUGGUUAGGGUUUUUUUAAAAAAAAAAAACCAUAUUUAACGGUAUUUAGAUAUUUCACCAAUUACUGAACCAAGGUAUCACGGUAUUAGAAGUCCUCAAUAAACAUAGCGUUUGGGCUUAACUGAGCUGGAGGGUGGCUGUGCUGUGUCACGCUGAGCGACGACCAAGAGGGUGCCCGUGGGACUGACGUGCGCAAUCCGAGCUGCUUUGGUUUACGGGGAUUUGUUGUAGCUGGAGAAAAGCAGCCGCCAGCACGCCCGGGGUAGCGGUUUGGACGCGGUUCCCCUGCAGCCGGGCCAAGGGCCUCGAAUCCUCCCGCUGUGCCCGUCACAGCGAGAACCACGGAGCUGUUUGGUGGUAGUAGCAUGGAAGCGUUUGACAUUGGCGUAUCAUGAGGUUAUUAAUGUAGACUAAACCAGUUUCUUUUAUACUCGGCGGACUUUGCUGUCUGAAGUUCCAUUACUGUCUAGCGCUCGUUUUCAGUUAAAUAAAGACAUUUUUCUCCUCUGAA
Messenger RNA from Columba livia (rock pigeon), 1487 nucleotides. Its product is annotated as GTP-binding protein SAR1a. The transcript has 2 exons. The record is from RefSeq and is a predicted model, not a curated record. Gene Ontology annotation, biological process: membrane organization; intracellular protein transport; vesicle organization. Gene Ontology annotation, molecular function: GTPase activity; GTP binding. Bases 316 to 558 code for a protein of 80 amino acids. Gene Ontology annotation, cellular component: COPII vesicle coat; endoplasmic reticulum exit site. Lineage: Eukaryota; Metazoa; Chordata; Aves; Columbiformes; Columbidae.